UAAACACUUUUCUAAGAAUGUAUCAUGUCGUGGAGUUUGUCAAUUCAAAGGAGGUUGAAGUUGUCCACUCUAAUUGGCUGAAAGGAGGCCAAAGUUUCUGGCCCCCUUUUGUAUCUCUUGCAAAGCUGCGUAGGGCAACUAAAGAUGGGGUGAUGCCAGGUGCUGACUGGACUCGAUUCAGAGUCCGUGUGAUGUAUUCACAUGACGUGUAUGAGAUUGCCUGUGCAAAGCUGCUAGAGGCUACAGUUACCUCUGAUCUAAAUACUGAAGAUGAGGACAACAGGCCAGAGUACAUGAAGAGAAAGAAUAGAGGCUGUAAAAGAAUAAUAAGCAGCAGUGGAAGGGGGGGAGGAGGAAGAGGAGCAGGGGAGGACUGCUGCACCUCGUGCCCCAACCAAAAAGAGAUCUUACACCACACUUGCAUCCCCCUGCAUCCCAUCUCUUGGUGCUCUAGGUGAAGGGAGUCAGCCAGCUGGUCAAGGAUUUUGGUCCCCAGGCCAUAUUUCAGAGACCACAGUUGAUCCUUCUGAUGCAAACAGCUCGGCACCAGGUCUGUGGGCUUCUCCCCCUUCAGCGAACAUCCCAGCGUCUAGUCCACCACCGUGGUGUCUCCACUACCAACAGCCUGAUAGCUGGUCCUAGUCAAUGGGCUACACCUCCUACUGACACCACAACCCAUGCAGCAGCUGGCAGAAGUCAGGCAUCAGGCCAAACUUUAUGUCAAAACACCCCACAAGUACAUGACACACAAAACAGGUCUUCUCGGGAGGCUGUGCCUACAGCAAUUGCCAAGGAGAUCCUCGUCCAACUUGAUUCUAUCAGAGAGCAGCAGUUGCUCAUCCUGGUGCAGCUCCAAAAAAUCUCCAGCAGUCAAGCAGUUCCAGACGUCACGCCAGACCCAACACAUUUUGGGCUCCCACUUUCAACUAUUGAGGAGCUACAACAUUUAGAGGAGACAUUAAAGAAUCCAGAGGAGAAGAAGAAUUUGACUGUUCUCCUUGGAAUGGUUGGAGGUAUGACUCUUAAAGACACUGUGGGGCGGGUCCUUAAAAGAGCAAUGAACACCUCGCUGGCGAGGCUCAUUAAUUGGAGUGGGGCCAACCGAAAGCCUGCGUUCAAAGGGCUCAUUUUGAAGUGUGUGGUUCUGGAUGCGGUCCGCCGGAAUGCCCUGACCAAAGAUUCAACAGAAAAAGAAAUAGAGCUGCAGGUGGCUGCAGCUAGCCUCUGAUAGGGAUGGUGGCCGGAGCCAGAGGGCGAACAGGCAGACCACAUAGACAAAACUCAGAAAUGCAGUGUGCCAGAAUUAAAUGUUUCAAAGUUAAAAAAUAUUGAUAUUAUAAAAUAGUAUUUGAACUCCUUGUUGAUUUUACAUUAAUGCUGUGAUAUUUCAAUAUGUUAUUAAAAAUGGUGUGUGUGUUAAAGUGUUUUUUUUUUUUUUGUCUAAAUCAGGAGCCCUGUUGAGCCGCAUUUGAAAAAUGAGUUAAAUUACCAGAUUGGGAGAGUGAAGUGUGCUCCAAUAAAAAAAUGCAUUAAACAUGAAAACUGUCUUGUGCUGUUUAUUUUCUGUUUAUCUUGCAUAAAGAACGGCUGCUCAGCAAUUUAAGUA
Molecule: messenger RNA, 1606 nt
Organism: Onychostoma macrolepis
Lineage: Eukaryota; Metazoa; Chordata; Actinopteri; Cypriniformes; Cyprinidae
Exons: 9
Coding region: 530-1228 (232 amino acids)
Source: RefSeq, a predicted model, not a curated record